CUUUUUCUUUUUCUUUUCUAACAAAACUUAUUUUUUUCUGUCUAUCAUGGGUGUUACUGUUGAAUCUUAUCAAGCUGGUGAUGGUGUAAACUUCCCCAAGGCUGGUGACAGUGUCACUAUCCACUAUACUGGUACUCUUGAAAAUGGUACCAAGUUUGAUUCUUCCCGUGAUCGUGGACAACCUUUCCAAUGCAAGAUUGGUGUUGGUCAAGUCAUCAAGGGUUGGGAUGAAGGUGUUCAAAAGCUCUCUGUUGGUGAAAAGGCCAAGUUGACUUGUACUCCUGACUAUGCUUAUGGUCCUAGAGGUAUUCCUGGUGUCAUCCCUCCUGCUGCUACUCUUAUUUUCGAUGUUGAACUUCUCAAGAUCAACUAAAAUAGAUUAGAUAGAUAGAUUCAUUCUUUUCUGUUUAUUACUAUGCUGUUAUCUCUUACCUGAAUUGGAAUAAAAUUUCUAUUGUUUGAAUGAUA
Halteromyces radiatus is the source of this 468-nucleotide messenger RNA. RefSeq lists its product as uncharacterized. Gene Ontology annotation, molecular function: peptidyl-prolyl cis-trans isomerase activity. The record is from RefSeq and is a predicted model, not a curated record. Lineage: Eukaryota; Fungi; Mucoromycota; Mucoromycetes; Mucorales; Cunninghamellaceae. The coding region runs from base 47 to 373 and encodes 108 amino acids. The transcript has 5 exons.